Sphaeramia orbicularis (orbiculate cardinalfish) is the source of this 807-nucleotide messenger RNA. Its product is annotated as C-myc promoter-binding protein-like. The record is from RefSeq and is a predicted model, not a curated record. Gene Ontology annotation, cellular component: cytoplasmic vesicle. Gene Ontology annotation, biological process: regulation of Rab protein signal transduction. The transcript is spliced from 3 exons. NCBI's taxonomy places the organism in Eukaryota, Metazoa, Chordata, Actinopteri, Kurtiformes, Apogonidae. Bases 245 to 550 code for a protein of 101 amino acids.
GCGGCGGAGCGGACAGCCGGCUCUGCUCGGCUCCGCGGUGACUGACAGGAGAAGCGUCGCGCGACUGGUGGCUAACGACUACGCCGAGUCACAGAGGAGGAAAAAACCCCACAAAACAACACCCGCCGCCCGGGACCCGGCCCUUCUUCACCCCGCCAGAGCUGGAAUGCACCGCCGCCGGUAGAAGUUACGUGUGUGCGGACUGAUUUGACGUUUAAAAGCGGGUGUUCAGGGGGGAUGGGAGAUGAUGGAGGACAAAGGCCCUCGUGUAGCCGACUACUUUGUGGUGGCUGGUCUGACGGAUCCGUCCAAGCCGUUGGACCAGGAGAUCCACUUCGACGACGUCUGCCACAAGACGGCCCGGCCCAAGGCUCCCAUCACGGAUGUUGCCGUGGUGAUCCGCUCGCUGGGUGAAGAGGUACCGCCCGGAUUCACCUGCAUCGAGACCACGCCCACCGGCCUGUCAGCUGACCUGAACAACGGCGGCCUCAUGGCGCCGCAGAUCUUCCUCUGCUACAGACGAGGGUCGAGACAAACCACCGCUGACUGACCUGGGAGUUCUGUAUGAGUGGAAGGAGCGUCUGAAGCAGGGCUGUCACCUCAUACAGACCACGCCCUCAGGACGUCCUGCCAACAUCAGCGGCAACUCGUCCCAGAGGAUCUACGUCACAUACCGCCGGGCGCCAGAGAGCCAACCGCACGCUGCUCUGGCCGUGACCGACAUCUGCAUCAUCAUCCCGAGCAAAGGAGAGACACCUCCACACACCUUCUGUAAAGUGGAGAAGAACCUCAACAGCAGCAUGGUGA